Messenger RNA from Pangasianodon hypophthalmus (striped catfish), 583 nucleotides. It is a transcript of the gene hspb11, whose product is annotated as heat shock protein, alpha-crystallin-related, b11. Gene Ontology annotation, biological process: intraciliary transport. The coding region runs from base 1 to 504 and encodes 167 amino acids. The transcript has 5 exons. The record is from RefSeq and is a predicted model, not a curated record. Lineage: Eukaryota; Metazoa; Chordata; Actinopteri; Siluriformes; Pangasiidae. Gene Ontology annotation, cellular component: centrosome; intraciliary transport particle B; cilium.
AUGGUAAUGACGUCAAUGACAUGCGACGAUCUCAGGUUGACUUGCUGCUUGGCAACGCGCGCUUGUGUGUGUUUAUCAGGCGAUGAUCACAGAUUAAUAAUGUUAAACACGGCUUUAAGCUCGUUUGGUGCUCAGGUUGUGCUGGCGACGUCCAGCGAUGAGAAUCAUCCACCGGAAAGCAUGAUUGAUGGAAACAUGGAGACGUUCUGGAUGUCGACGGGAAUGUUUCCUCAAGAGUUCAUCAUCCGAUUCCCAGAUAACAUGAAGAUAUCCCUGCUAUCCAUCCACAGUGUUAAUGUGAGACGUUUAAGAAUAGAGAAAAGCACACAAGAGGAGGCUGAGAAAUUUGAACUCAUGGCAGAGAAAGAGUUUGAACAAACAGAUGGAAGUCUACAAACAAAUGAAAUAUCACUCGACGGCUCAAAUGCGACACAACUGCGGUUUCUCAUCAUCUCUGGAUAUGAUCAUUUUGUCUCAGUGCACAAAGUGGGGAUACAGGCAUAAGAAUAACUUUAAUGAGUCACCAGGACUUGUGAAGUAGCCUUAUUAUAUUUUAUAUCAUGUACAGUAAUCAUUGCUAAAA